Molecule: messenger RNA, 5536 nt
Organism: Phyllopteryx taeniolatus (common seadragon)
Lineage: Eukaryota; Metazoa; Chordata; Actinopteri; Syngnathiformes; Syngnathidae
Gene: arhgef4
Product: Rho guanine nucleotide exchange factor (GEF) 4
Exons: 14
Coding region: 2235-4826 (863 amino acids)
Biological process (GO): intracellular signal transduction
Molecular function (GO): protein binding; guanyl-nucleotide exchange factor activity
Source: RefSeq, a predicted model, not a curated record
CAAAAUUCAAACAAAAUUUGUAUUAUAAAGUAAUUUACAAUUCCAAUAUUUACCCCCAAACGGACAUUACAUUUGAUGUUUGUGCCAUUGUUAUACACACUGUAUGCAUUCCACAGACAACAUGCCCGACUCACAAAAAGUACAAAACACACACAGAUUGCAAAAAAGCAUAGAAGUGGACAUCCUUAAAAAAUGGAAAAAACAAAACAAAAAUGCUGUUCCCAUUCAGAUACUUGUGAGAGAACAGCACAGUUGUGCACAUUUUUUGUGAGUGGUUUAUUGUCAUUAUAAAUCCCUCCAAAAUAGAAUUUUUUUUUACACUGAUGGAAACCAAAGGUAAAGGCUCAUUUCUUCACAUGUAAAGGUCAGUCGUUGUCGUCAUCAGUUCACAGCAUUGUUGACAGAUCUGUUCCAAGCGGUUGGCCAUCAAAUCCCUCCACGCGAAUCAGGAGGCAACAUCAUUGCAGAUUGGCAGGAGCCAUUGGAGCCGGGUCCGGGAACGGUCCUUCCUUCGUCGACGCCUGUCCUGUACAGCCAAGAUACAAGUGCGCUGACAGUGGCUUGAGUCUCCAUGCUGUGCAGUUCUGGACUCCUGCUUCAUACCUGGUGAUUGAGCAGGUCUUGAGAGGCCAAUCAAUCAGAGGCCAAUUAAUUAAGUAAAGACUAUGGUGAACAAACCAAUUCUGAGUAUGUGUAUGUUAGUUGAAAUUUUAAGCAAGAAAACUGCUAGUUUGCACCUGGUCAGGUUUUAUGUUUCUUGCCCAAUGCAAGCUAAAAUAGGCUAUGUGACCCUUGACAGGAUUGUCUAAAAUGUUAAAGGAUGAAGUGAUUUGCAAGAAAAUGUGGAAAGACAAUGAACACCAGGUAUUUGUAAGGGGUAGGAAGGGAGCGCUGCCCCAAAAAGCAAAACUGCGAUAAAUUGUGCCCCCCUCUAAAAGGAGUGUAGUUGUAAUUGUGUAGAUCGCAGAAGAUGGUGGCAUAGGCCUACUUUUGUCUAAAUGAAGUCCCUCAAGUCAUUUCAAAUUGUUUCCUUGUCACAAAGAUGGCCAAGGUGGCACCAAAAGUGAGGAUUUCUUUUUUGAACAAAUAAUGGAGGAUAAGUUCCAAAGAAUAAUCAGUGAAUAGACAAAUUUGCGAAUGCCAAACUGUGAAUAUGCGGUGGUUCUCUCUCUGAAGAGGGAAUACAUUAUUUUUGUGGUUCAGAGUGUCAUAAUUUAUUUUAUUAUUAUUAUUAUUUUUUAUAUAUACGCAGGUGAUUUUAAUCAAGUGAUUCUGUUCUGAUUAAUUUCAACACCUUGUCUGUUGGGGAUUGUGUAACAGUCUUUUUUUCCUUCUUUUUAAAAAUGGUCAGUUCCCAACUCCACCUAUUUUGCAGGGGUCAUUUUGACACCGUCAGGCACCCUCAGAUCUCACGCCAAAAAUUGCAGGCCAAAACAUCACUUCGCCUAAAAGCUGUUUGCAUGGAAAGAAAUCAUUAUUCGAUAUCCUUGCUGUAGAACUUAAGGUCAUGUUUUUGUAUGCUCUAUGUCCUCAGUAGUAAGACAAUUCAGCACUACUAGUAUGCUGAAGUUGUCCUACUUGCGGAAUGUCAUACAGCAGUAGAAGACCAUAGUACAAAAAUGCAACUAGAGCACUGUCGUCAUUUUACUAGUGCACUGACUUGUCUUACUAGUGACGGCCCAUGUAAUAUAGAUUUUUUUUUCUCUCCAAAUAAUGAUCGCAUUAGGUAAAUAGUCCUUGUGAAUAAAUAACUUAAAAUACUGUACUUUAAUCAAUAGUUUUCUGUUGAUUGACAGUUUGUGGGCCCCAAUGAACUUUGUUUGCAAUUUAAAAAUCAUCAAUUAAUUUUGCAUGAAUUGCUUUCUUCAAUGGGCUGAGUCGUUAUUCCCCCCUUGACCUUACAGCCCUGUAUUUAUAGCACGGCAUCUUAGUGUCUGUCCUUAUUAUCAGAGAGAUCACUGUGUACAUGCUUUUUCGGGGAGGAUUAAGCCUCUGUAGGAGGAUCACUGCAAAAAAAAAAGAAAACAUGGUGGGAAAUGCUUUCUACUUGUGUACAAAAGAGCCUCAAUACUACUGAAGAAGGAAGAAAAGGAUAAUUAUUUUGAAAUUUUAGUGAAAGGGACCUAAACCGUGAUGUAGGGAGGACCAGGGAAAGCUACAGGCAUGGAGUAUUAUUCUUGUAGUCUUAGUGAGUCUGUACUUUAGUUGUAUGUGUCUACAUCAAGUGUGGGACCAUGGGAGCAGUGCUAAGUUGGUUUUCUACUCGCUUUUACAUUUUGGUGCUGGAUACAGCCUGCACGUUGAUACACAUAAAACCUAAAGAAUCCCUUGAAGAACCCCCUCAACUAUUUAAAGGAUGUGGGAUAGAAGAUUGUGGCUUAGGUGAUAACUUCUUCAAACUAAGCCAGAAAACGGGAGAUGGAGGUUACACUUCUGAAUACCGUACCAACUGUAAGGAGACCCACACAAUAUCAGAUUCAGGUCUUCGUCAUGAGAUGGAGGAUUCUCUCAACGGCCUGGUGCAACUUGAGGACAUCAAGGUUCAGCAGGCAACAUCUGAAAGCGUCUGUAUUGGUCAGAGUAAAACCAGAAGGAUAAAAUCACUAUCUAUUCAGCACAACCAGAGAAAGGAGUUUGCCAUGUGUUUGGGAAACAAACACAAGGAUGCCAAGAAACACUCAGACAAUCCUGCUAUAGGUUUGAAAUUCAGCACCAGAGACAUGUGUUCCAUUGAUAGCCAAAGUUAUUCUUUUGCAGAGAACCCAAUAUUACGACAAGGCCAACAACAAUCAAGUAUCAAGGUUUGCAUUGGAUACUGUGGAAUAAUGGAGCCAAAUUGUUUACAUGUACAAAGUGCAAACAAACCUGGCACAUUUAAUUCAAAGGUUCUCUUCCUCCCAGUCUCAAAGCAGAUCACAAUGAUAUCUGCAAACAUCGUAGACAAUGGAGACUCCUGUCUGAAAGCAAUCAGAACCUCUGUCUCUGGCAUCUGCAUGUUAAAGCACAUUUGCACUAAAACCAGAGUUACCAGUGGACCCACUAAGGCGUUCGGACGAUUGUCCCUCAAGGAUCAUUGUUUCUCACACAGCACCCCGGUUGGUCUGGAUUGUCUGGGCAGGAGAAGACACAUUUCAAACUUCUCGACUUUGCCUGAAGGGGCCUCCCAGAAGUCGAGGUCUGGAGAAGAGCUGGGCAGUGAGGAAGACUUGUUGUAUGAAGAGUUCUGCAGUUCCAUUCACUGUUUUGGACAUCCAGGAGGAGGUGGGGGAGAGCAGCUGGCUGUCAAUGAGCUUAUCAGCGAUGGCAAUGUGGUGUACGCAGAGGCACUCUGGGAUCACGUCACCAUGGAUGACCAAGAGCUCGGCUUUAAGGCUGGUGAUGUCAUCGAAGUAGUGGAUGCCACCAACAAGCAGUGGUGGUGGGGUCGCAUCAUAGACAAUGAGGGAUGGUUUCCGGCCUGCUUUGUUCGGUUGCGUGUGAACCAGGACGAGUCUGCAGAAGACUUUAAAGCCCACCUGGAGGUGGACCAGUCCACAGGAGGCAAAGAAUGGGCUCUUGGAUUGUUCUUGGGACCAGGAUUGCCUAGCAAGGAGCACAUGAGGGCAAAGGUCAUCAAUGAGAUCAUGAGCACAGAGCGAGAUUACAUCAAGCACCUAAAAGACAUCUGCGAGGGUUAUAUCAAACAGUGCCGCAAGAGGACAGACAUGUUCACGGAGGAGCAGCUUCACACCAUCUUCGGCAAUGUUGAAGAGAUCUACAAGUUCCAGAGAAAGUUCUUAAAGAUCCUAGAGAAGAAGUACAACAAGGAGCAACCACACCAGAGUGAGAUUGGCUGCUGCUUCCUUGAACAUCAAGUUCAUUUUCAGAUCUAUUCUGAGUACUGCAACAAUCAUCCCAAUGCCUGUAUCCAGCUAUCCUUGCUUAUGAAGGUCAGCAAGUAUGUGCUCUUCUUUGAGGCCUGUCGACUCCUCCAAAAGAUGAUUGAUAUUUCUCUGGAUGGAUUCUUGCUCACACCGGUUCAGAAGAUCUGCAAGUAUCCGUUGCAACUAGCCGAGCUGCUCAAAUAUACCAAUCCACAGCACAGGGAGUACAACGAUGUAGAGGCUGCCCUAAACGCAAUGAAGAAUGUGGCCAGGCUCAUCAAUGAGAGGAAACGGCGUCUUGAGAAUAUUGAAAAGAUCGCCCGAUGGCAGAGUUCCAUAGAGGGCUGGGAGGGUGCAGAUGUAUUAAGCAGGAGCUCUGAUCUCAUCUUCUCAGGAGAGUUGACCAAACUGUCUCUACCACAUGCUAGGAGUCAGCAGAGAAUGUUUUUCCUCUUUGACCAUCAGAUCGUGUAUUGCAAAAAGGAUCUCUUGCGACGUGACAUGCUGUAUUACAAAGGUCGGCUGGACAUGGACCACAUGGAGAUCAUCGAUGUCGAGGAUGGCAAGGAGAACCACUUUAACGUCAGUGUGAAAAACACCCUGCAGCUGCGCUCACUGGCUGGCGAUGAGGUUCACCUCCUGUGCGCCAAGAAGCCGGAACAGAAACAGCGGUGGCUUCGAGCCUUCGCCGAAGAGAGGAGGCAGGUCCAGUCCGACCGGGAGACAGGUUUCACUCUCACUGAAGACCAGAAAAAACAGGCCAUUUUAAAUGCCUGCAAAAGCUGUCUAUCUGGGAAACCCAAAGUGGUGAGCAGACCCUACUACGAUUUACUCCUGAGACAGAAACACCCCUCCCUCCCCACGGCCUUACCACAACAGCACGUCUUCAUGCUGGAAGAACCCAAGCGCAAAGCCUCGACCUUCUGGCACAAUAUCAGCAGACUGACGCCCUUUAAAAAAUAAUACGUCGUAGCAAACGAGAACAAACGGAAGGGAACAGAUGUUGGUUCUGUGGUUUAUAGAAAAAUGUGUAUAGUUAAAUAUGUUUAUGAUGGAGGACAUUGGAAAACUUUACUGAUUAACCUGAUAGAGAAACUUAACUUUGGGACUAAUAGUACUACAAGGGUCGGUGCUGCUCCCUGCUCCUUGUCAACAAAGUUAUGUUAUUUCCGCUAAUAUGUAUUUCCACUACUACUAUGAUGUUUUUGAUUGAUGCCAACUGUUCACAGUGCCAGAUGAUUUUGUUUUAUAUAUAUUUUUUUCUCUGUCAAGUUUUAGCAAAGGGUGGCUGUUUUUAAGUUUCUGGAGAUUUUUUUUUUUCCUGUGCAAAAACAAAACUAUUAGACAAGCGUAAGACAGUGAUCUUCAAAGAUCAGCAGGUGUACUCAGUAGUAGACAUGCAAUGUUAAAUGUGAAGUUAUUUCCCAGUACUAUACAUUGCAACUCCCAAACAAUAUUUCUGACAGUUGUGCGUUAUGGCUUGGUUCAUUUCAGUUGGGUAUUUUGUGAUCUCGAUUCACCAGUAACCUACCAACUAUUAACUAUAUGGCUAUCCAUGUACAGAUACAGUAUGUAGUACAUCUUCGUACACCAUACAAUACAUGUUGUGAAAUGACUGAACUAAAAAGUUGUACAAAGGCUCAGAUUAAAAUAACCCAAAUUAUGUUACACAA